AACGGGCCACAGAUGUGAUGAUUGCGGGCAAGGUGGCAGUGGUAGCAGGCUAUGGUGACGUGGGCAAGGGCUGUGCCCAGGCCCUGAGGGGUUUUGGGGCCCGAGUCAUCAUCACCGAGAUUGACCCCAUCAAUGCACUGCAAGCUGCCAUGGAGGGCUAUGAGGUGACCACCAUGGACGAGGCCUGUAAGGAGGGCAACAUCUUUGUCACCACCACAGGCUGUGUUGACAUCAUCCUUGGCCGGCACUUUGAGCAGAUGAAGGAUGAUGCCAUUGUGUCUAACAUUGGACACUUUGAUGUGGAGAUCGAUGUGAAGUGGCUCAAUGAGAAUGCUGUGGAGAAGGUGAACAUCAAGCCCCAGGUGGACCACUAUUGGCUGAAGAAUGGGCGCCGAAUCAUCCUGCUGGCUGAAGGCCGACUGAUCAACCUGGGGUGUGCCAUGGGCCAUCCCAGCUUCGUGAUGAGCAGCUCCUUCACAAACCAGGUGAUGGCACAGAUUGAGCUGUGGACCCACCCAGAUAAAUACCCCAUUGGGGUUCACUUCUUGCCUAAGAAGCUGGAUGAGGCAGUGGCCGAAGCCCACUUGGGCAAGCUGAAUGUGAAGCUGACCAAGCUGACUGAGAAGCAGGCCCAGUAUCUGGGCAUGCCCACUGAUGGCCCCUUCAAGCCUGAUCACUACUGUUACUGAGAGCCAGGACUGCCCUUCACCUUCCAGCUGCCAUCCUUGUUCCAGGCCCUAUCUCUUUCCCAAGAACACAUGUCACCAACUUCGCAGUUGCUUCAUCAAUGUUUGUCCACUGGGGCUGGUUACUCUGUCUUUGGCCUCUUUUGUGUCCUUCAUAUGGUUCCAGGUGUGGUAAGGGGAACUGAGAGUCUCCAGUCAGGAGCCAUCUGCAGGGGACAUGAGCCUUGGAAGCCCUGAGGG
This is a messenger RNA of Alexandromys fortis (reed vole), 926 nucleotides long. Its product is annotated as adenosylhomocysteinase-like. The transcript has a single exon. Gene Ontology annotation, biological process: L-methionine cycle. The record is from RefSeq and is a predicted model, not a curated record. NCBI's taxonomy places the organism in Eukaryota, Metazoa, Chordata, Mammalia, Rodentia, Cricetidae. Gene Ontology annotation, cellular component: cytosol. Bases 18 to 689 code for a protein of 223 amino acids. Gene Ontology annotation, molecular function: adenosylhomocysteinase activity.